CGAGGAGCGGAUUCCCUGGCGCGCCCCCAGGACCUUCCCGGGAGGGACCCCGGACCUCGGCUCGCUCACCGCGGGGACAGACAACGACCUGCUGGCCUUGCGGAUAAAGUCUCUUGCAGAAAAAACUUUGGAGCCACAGUGGGAAGGACCGUUCCAGGUGCUUCUCACCACCUUCACUGCAGUUAAAAUCAAGGAACAGAGCGCCUGGAUUCACCAUUCUCGAGUGAAGAAGGCUCCAGAAACUCCUUGGAAAGUAACCCCGGGUGACAAUGAACUGAAAUUAAAACUUACUCGGGCAUAAUGAAUACAUUGUGGUUGAGAAUAUUCCAUAAUUUAGCAUACAGGAAUCCAAUCAGUAGAAUUGUUUUGUUUGUUUUGCCUGUAGUUAUAAGUGUAACCCAAGAAUUGGAAAGCGUCUCUAACCAGAAAAAUGCUGAAUGGCCUUGGUCCCAGGCUUUCAUUCAGUAUACUGGAUCCAUGGGAAAUUAUUCCGACAUAAAGGAUUUAAACCUAUCAACCGUGGUUAUGCAUGAAAACCAGAUAUAUGAAAGGCGAGAAUGGCAGAAACAAAAGCUGUGGACCCUUCAAGGGACUAUAGGGGAGGUAGUCAGAGUAGGAUGCCGAAUGAUUAACGGGACUAACUAUGAAAAGGCAAUUCAAAUUAGUGUCUCGACUUCUCCUGCAGAUUAUCACCGGGAAAUUUGUGAUCGUCUAAGUAAAUCGGACUGUUGGUAUAAUUUUACGUUAGUACAGACGGUGAAUGUGAUCUGCCUUUGGGGUCGUGGUAACAAAGGGCUCACAUUUAAAUUUAAAAUAACAACUACACCUAUUGCAACAACCAAAUCAACUGUAACCCAAGCUCAGACCACACCACCUAAAAUUGAACACAAAAUUUAUGAAAUUGGCCCAUAUGUAAUAAGGAAUACGGGGCAACAACAACUGUUAUUUAAUCCAGAGUGGUCUCUUAAGCGUAUUGAAGUACUAAUGCAAACAAACAUUUCUGAGAUUCAGCCAGCCUGUUCCUCUUUUCUAAGAACAUCAUCCGAGGGCUGGACAACAUGGUUACAAAAGCAAGUACACUUCAGAGGCAGAAUGAGAAGAGAUUUAACUGGAAUAUUAGGAACAGGAUUGGGGGUCUUAAAUGGAAUCGAUUCAGAAAUAUUAAUGAACAAAUUAGCCACUGCCACAAAUGAUUUGGUAAAACUAAGACAACCCCUGCAAUCCUCUUUAUUAGCACUAGGAACUAGCCAAUGGGAAAUUUCCAAAAUACUACCAAAGUGGAAAGAAGCUGAGGACCAGGACCAUAAGCUAAUAAUAAACGCACUAAAUAUAGCCCAAAACAAUGUGUCGUUAGCCCUCAGCUGCAUACAGGCACAAUUAUGGAUACAAUCAAUUGUUGCUCUAGUAGUAAGAGAGGGAAAUGAAGGUACUUUUCCAAUUGAAAUUCGGAAGAUUGUCUGGGACAAUGCAAGCAACCUAGAAAGAAAACUUCAGUCUUGGUGGACUCUGGUAAAUUUUACCUAUGACCCUACCACCGAAAUAGCUACUACUUUUGUACUGACUAUACGCAAUGCCACAAUUUAUAAUAUCCACCCUAUUAUUGCAUUAGGAUUAAAUCAUGAAAAAAACAGUGCUCUACCCCUCAGAACAUAG
Hirundo rustica (Barn swallow) is the source of this 1653-nucleotide messenger RNA. RefSeq lists its product as uncharacterized. Bases 301 to 1653 code for a protein of 450 amino acids. The record is from RefSeq and is a predicted model, not a curated record. NCBI's taxonomy places the organism in Eukaryota, Metazoa, Chordata, Aves, Passeriformes, Hirundinidae. The transcript is spliced from 2 exons.